This is a messenger RNA of Candidozyma auris, 1011 nucleotides long. RefSeq names its product D-xylulose reductase XYL2 (gene ADH5). The record is from RefSeq and is a predicted model, not a curated record. Bases 1 to 1011 code for a protein of 336 amino acids. The transcript has a single exon. NCBI's taxonomy places the organism in Eukaryota, Fungi, Ascomycota, Pichiomycetes, Serinales, Metschnikowiaceae. Gene Ontology annotation, molecular function: zinc ion binding; oxidoreductase activity.
AUGGCAACGAUUCCCAAAACCCAAUACGGCUUCAAGUUCGACAAGCUGCUCAACAAUAUCCGCCUCGUGGAAAACUUGCCGGUGCAAACUCCGUCGAGCAACCAGGUGUUGCUCAAGAUCGAGGCUGCCGGUCUAUGCCACACUGACCUUCAUCUCUUGGACGGCUUUGAUGCUGGCGACAACUAUGUCAUGGGCCACGAGAUUUUUGGUCUGGUAGCCCUGAAGGGUGAGGAGGUUUCACAUCUUGAGUUGGGAGACAAAGUGGCAGCUUUUGGGCCCAACUCGUGUGGAGUGUGUUCAAUGUGUCGCCAGGGCUACGACAAUGACUGCCUCAAGACAGAAUGGCUUGGGUUGGGUAACGAUGGUGGAUACCAGCAGUACUUGUUGGUCAAGAAUCCUCGUAACUUGAUCAAGGUGCCCUCCGAGGUUUCGGACCCUGCCGUUGCUGCUGUCAUCACCGACGCCAUGUUGACGCCUUACCACGCCAUAAAGAUGGCCGAAUUGACCCCAGCCAAGAAAGCCCUUUUCAUUGGUGCUGGUGGUUUGGGUUCUACAGGUGUACAGAUUGCAAAGUUGUUUGGUUCCCACGUAACGGUUCUUGACACAAAGCCAGCUGCUCUUGAGUUGGCAAAGCAGUUUGGUGCUGAUGAAGUCUACACUGAGCUUCCUUCUGACACGAAGCCUGGAUCGUUUGAUGUGUGUCUCGAUUUUGUUGCAAUCCAGAAAACAUUCGAGGUAUGCCAGAAGUUUGUCAAGCCUCAUGGCACAAUCAUCCCGGUUGGUUUGGGCGCUACUCAUUUGUCGUUCGACUUGGGUGAUUUAGCGUUGCGUGAGGUACGUGUAUUGGGAUCCUUCUGGGGAACUAGCAAUGACAUUACCGAGUGCUACGAGUUGGUCAAGGAGGGUAAGAUUCACCCUAAGGUUUCCACCUUCCCAUUGAAGGAGUUACCUGAAUGUAUUGAGAGACUAAAGAGGGGUGACGUCAGUGGUAGGAUGGUUCUUAUUCCAUAA